AUGUGUCCUGGCCUAUCUGAAGAUCUCCAACAGAUUGAUGACUCCAGGAAAACGGCCAUUAUCAACCGAGAGCUGAGAAGGCUUAACAUUGACAUUGCUGCUUUACAGGAAACCAGACUCCCAUCAAACGGAAGCCCAAGAGAGGAGGAUUAUACAUUCUUCUGGCAAGGAAACGAAACAGAGGAACCACGUAUACACGGUGUAGGAUUCGCAGUGAGAAACUCUCUACUUUCAUCAGUGGAACCGCCUCAAAAGGGUACACCCAGAAUCCUGUCUCUUCGCCUCUCCACCUCCUCUGGGCAUGUCAACAUUCUGAGCAUCUAUGCUCCCACACUCAGCUCCACAGUGGAGACAAAGGAUACGUUCUAUGAGGCGCUUGAGGCUACCAUCAGAGAGAUCCCAACCACAGAACAAGUAUAUCUGCUUGGGGAUUUUAACGCAAGAGUGGGAACUGACCAAGAAGCUUGGCCUCGCAACAUAGGCCACUUUGGCGUUGGGAAACUAAAUGAUAACGGUCAGCGACUUCUUGAGAUAUGCUCCUACCACGACCUGUGCAUAACCAACACAUUCUUUGCCACAAAGCCCCAACACAGAGUCUCAUGGCAUCAUCCUAGAUCAAACCAUUGGCACCAACUGGACCUUGUGAUCACCAGAAGACGCUCACUGAACUGUGUCCUGACAACCCGCAGCUACCACAGUGCGGACUGUGAUACCGACCACUCACUUGUUGGCAGUAAGGUGCAACUCCAGCCAAAAAGGAUUCAUCGCUCCAAACAGAAAGGACGUCCACGAAUUAACACAGCAAGGACAGCAAUGCCAGAUGUUUGUGCACGCUUUGUUGACUCCAUUGAAGAGGCCCUUCGUAACUGCCCCACCAGCAGUGCUGAUGAGAGGUGGAACUACAUUCGUGACGUCAUUUACACUUCAGCGAUGGACACUUUUGGCAAGAGAGUGAGACAAAAUCCAGACUGGUUUGAAGCAGGAAUUACAGAACUCGAACCAGCAAUCACAGCCAAAAGAAACGCCCUGCUCAACUACAAACGUGGACCUUCAGAGAAGACACUUGCUGAACUCAGAAAGGCCAGAAAUGACGCCCAACGGAUAGCUCGACGCAGCGCAAAUGACCACUGGCUGAAUCUCUGUAAAGGUAUCGAGCACUCUGCUGACUGUGGUAACAUUUGCGCCAUGUACGAAGGCAUGAAGAAAGUUUUUGGUCUGAGCAUCAUCAAGACGGCGCCGCUGAAAACAGUCUCUGGUGACAUCAUCACUGACAAAGGAAAGCAGAUGGAGAGAUGGGCCGAACACUAUCAAGAGCUCUACUCAAGAGAAAAUGUCGUCAGUGUCACAGCUGUUGAGAAAACCAAUGUCCUACCAGCUAUGGAGGAACUUGAUGCUCCUCCUUCGAUAGAUGAACUCAGUAAGGCCAUCAACUCCCUAGCCAGUGGGAAAGCCCCAGGUGGCGAUGGUAUUCCCCCAGAGGUCAUCAAAGCGGGCAAGAGUUCCACUUUGUUACAUCACCUGCACAAGCUGUUACUCCAGUGCUGGGAAGAAGGAACAAUUCCACAAGACAUGCGCAACGCUAGCAUCAUAACGCUCUACAAGAACAAAGGAGACCGCAGCGAUUGCAACAACUAUCGUGGAAUAUCCCUACUCAGCAUUGUUGGGAAGGCAUUCGCCCAAGUAGUGCUUAAUCGAUUGCAGAAACUAGCAGAGCGAGUCUACCCGGAGGCGCAGUGCGGUUUCAGAGCAGAAAGGUCAACCAUCAACAUGGUUUUCUCAUUACGCCAAUUACAAGAAAAGUGUCGAGAACAGAGACGCCCAUUGUACAUUGCCUUUAUUGACCUAACCAAGGCAUUUGACCUGGUCAGUAGGCAAGGUCUCUUUACCCUGCUACAGAGGAUUGGAUGCCCUCCAAAGCUCCUGAGGAUAAUCUCGUCUUUUCAUGAAGACAUGCACGGCACCGUCCAGUAUGAUGGUUCAUCCUCAGAUCCCUUCCCAAUCAAAAGCGGCGUAAAACAAGGAUGCGUACUAGCCCCAACGCUUUUUGGCAUAUUCUUUUCCCUGCUGCUGUCAUACGCAUUUGAUCAAUCAGAAGAUGGCGUGUAUCUUCACACCAGAAGUGACGGAAGCCUCUUCAACCUUGCGCGUCUCCGAGCAAAAACCAAAGUACGCAAGGUCCUGAUCAGAGAGAUGCUCUUUGCUGAUGAUGCCACCUUGACUGCACACACAGAGCAGGCACUACAACGACUCAUCGACCGCUUUUCCAAUGCAUGCGAUGAGUUUGCUCUCACCAUCAGCAUCAAAAAGACCAACAUUAUGGGCCAGGACGUCUGCUGCACUCCCAAAAUCUCCAUCGACGAACAUGUCCUUGAAGUUGUGGAUUCAUUCACCUACCUUGGGUCCACCAUAUCAAGUAACCUGUCCUUGGAUACAGAGCUAAAUAAGCGCAUUGGGAAAGCAGCAUCAGUAAUGGCUUGGCUGGGAAAACGAGUAUGGGACAACGCCAUGCUGACAACAAACACCAGGAUAGUGGUAUACAAGGCGUGCGUACUCAGCACGCUCCUGUACGGCAGCGAAGCCUGGACCCUGUACUCUCACCAAGAGCGUCGACUCAACACCUUCCACAUGCGUUGCCUCAGAAGAAUUUUAGAAGGAUCAUGUCACCAACAAGGACGUAUUGAGACAGUCAGGGUUACCCAGUUUGUUCGCCUUGCUAAGCCAGGGGCGAUUGAGAUGGCUUGGCCAUGUAAGCCGCAUGGACAACGGCCGUAUACCGAAGGACGUGCUGUACGGAGAGCUGGCAACUGGAUCAAGACCUACAGGAAGAACUGUUCUUCGCUACAAGGAUGUCCUAAAACGUGA
Messenger RNA from Saccostrea cuccullata (small rock oyster), 2862 nucleotides. RefSeq lists its product as uncharacterized. Gene Ontology annotation, molecular function: catalytic activity. Bases 1 to 2862 code for a protein of 953 amino acids. The transcript has a single exon. The record is from RefSeq and is a predicted model, not a curated record. NCBI's taxonomy places the organism in Eukaryota, Metazoa, Mollusca, Bivalvia, Ostreida, Ostreidae.